Lampris incognitus (smalleye Pacific opah) is the source of this 2836-nucleotide messenger RNA. RefSeq lists its product as uncharacterized. Gene Ontology annotation, biological process: regulation of transcription by RNA polymerase II. NCBI's taxonomy places the organism in Eukaryota, Metazoa, Chordata, Actinopteri, Lampriformes, Lampridae. The transcript has 5 exons. The coding region runs from base 801 to 1832 and encodes 343 amino acids. The record is from RefSeq and is a predicted model, not a curated record.
CACGAGCGCGAGACCGGCUCCGUCUCUGUUGUCCCGGUGGGAGGUUUAAAAAAAUACCGGACCGGAUUGUUUUUAAACUACUGGACCGGAGUUGUGGACUGUCAUUGAACUUAACUAUACCAGUCCAGUAGUUUUUAACUACAGCACACGGUAGUUGUUAAACUACUGGACUGGGUUUAACGACCAUUAUUCAAGUCGCCCAGCAGACUGGACCGGAAUAACGGACUGCAUUUCGCAAUGUAGACGGUCACCGGAAAAUUCACCAACUUGUUUUAGUUUGGACUUUUCCUGAAGUUCGCAUGUUGUCUGGAGAAAAGCAGGACUCCUGCGUCGUUAAGAGGAGAAGUUUGGAGGAGGAAGAAGGAGGAUAGAAAACCUUUUUCAACCGGACAUGUUUAACGGGAGGAGCGGUAGUCCCGUUCACUACAGCGGCUCAUAGAGGAACCAUUGUGUUGGCGAUGACGUCAUCCUGACUGAGAGACGCUCGAGUCAGAUCUGGUUGUGCAAUAGGCUGGGAGCUGCGGACUGGACCACUCCCUGUAAGAAAGAGAAAGAGAGAGAGAGAGAGAGAGAGAGAGAGAGAGAGAGAGAAGAGCAGCAGCCAGCGGGAAAAGAGGGAGAGGAAUGCUGGAAGAAGAACUGACAGAGGAGAGGUUGACCAACAUACAGAGGGACAUAAAGAGACAGGGAAACAGCCGAACAGAGACAGACAGAGGGACAGAAAGACACACAGACAGCCUGGAGGUUUGUGUGUGUGUUUGAGAGAGGAAGAGGGAGAGAGAGGAAGAGGGAGAGAGAAGAUGAGUGUCGGUAAAAGGAGGAGUGGAUUUCAGAUCACCAGUGUGACGUCAGAGUAUUCAGAAACUUCUGCAAACCAAUCAGCUGCCAGCCCUCUGACCAUUGUCCAAUCAGCUUCCAGCCCUCAGGGAAGCCUCUCCCAGCCGACCACACCUUCCCUUUCAAGGAAGUUUGUCUCCCAGGAGGCCCCAGGACACGGGGCGGGAUCUUCCAGAUUCAGAGUGGUGCGCUUGGCUGGUGGACGAGGUGAGCCUUAUCGCCGUGGGCGAUGGACCUGCACAGACUUCCUAGAAAGAGAGGAAGGGAUGGGGUUUAGAAGGGUGAUGGACAGCAUGAGACACGCCCACUCCCUGGAAUCUCUAGAGAUGAUUGGUCUAGAAAGAAAUAGGAGAGGUACUGGUGUCCACAUGCAUGCUGUCAGAGGGACAGGGCAUCACAUGCACUCUAAGAAGACCGCCAACCUACUUGCUCAGCCAAUCAGAGGAGAGGGGGAGGAGAUUGGAGGAAUUAGGCCCCUCCUACUGCACAGCGACCCGCCUUCUCCUACACACCGGGAGCCAAUCAGUCUGCGCCUGCUGGACUCCAAACAGCCAAUGGAAGCACAGUAUCGUGACUCCGCCCCCCCUCACCCCUCACUGCGCCCACGAAACCUCCCACGUCCUCUGCGAUUGGAUCUGGAUGCUGCUGGAAGGUCUGUUCUGAGGGCCUCUCAGUCCCAGCCUAGUUCUCCUGGUAGUUCCUGUUCUGCAGAUGGAACUUUCCAGUUCGGUCUGAUCCCCCUCCACACUCACUCAGCCUUCAGCCUGGACCGUACCAUCUUCCACCUGGCAGGGGACGCCAGUGGUUCCAGUAACAGUUUGAUCGCCAUUGACAACAAGAUAGAACAGGCCAUGGACUUGGUAAAGAACCACCUGAUGCUGGCAGUCAGAGAAGAGGUUGAGCUUCUGAGACAUCAGAUCAGAGACCUGCAAGAGAGAAAUGCCCAACUAGAGAAAGAGAACCUCCUCCUGAGAUCACUACGAGAUACACGCUGAUAUCUACACACACACACACACACACACACACACACACACACACACACACACACACACACGGAUAUCGCUAUGCUUAUACACACACUGAUCCACACACACAGACACACGCUGAUCUAACCCGAGGACUGUCUGUAGUCUACAGUCUGUAUUGAAGACAGACGAGUGGAAACCUGUAGACUUUCCAGUGUUGUUCUCCUUCUGAUCUCCAUCUUUUUGUGGUGUUUUAAUGAGCCUGUAAUUUAAAUACUUCCAUUCCCUCAGUGAUUCAGCCCACAUUUACCAGUAAAUAUUUCAGGAACACAAGAAUCCAUAGCUCUGAAGAUGAACUCUGUCAGGAACUCUGUCACUAUCAUGACAACAGUCCCUCUAUCACAGUAGAGUCUAGUUCUACCAGAGUAAUAUUUGGUUCUGUCAGAUUAAAGUCUGAUUCUAUCACCAAAAAAUCUGGUUCUAUCACCGUAAAGUCUGAUUGUAUUACAGUAAAGUCUUGUUCUAUCACAGUAGAGUCUGGUUCUAUCACAGCAGAAUUGGUUUCUACCAGAUUAAUGUUUGGUUCUACCAGAGUAAAGUCUGGUUCUAUCACAAUGAAGUCAUGUUCUAUCAAAGUAGAUGUUGGUUCUAUCAUAGUAGAAUCUGGUUCAAUGAGAGUAAUGUUUGGUUCAACCAGAAUAAAGUCUGAUUCUAUCAUAAUAAAGUCUGGUUCUAUCACCGUAAAGUCUGAUUGUAUUACAGUAAAGUCUUGUUUUAUCACUGACGAGUCUGGUUCUAUCACAGUAGAUGUUGGUUCUAUCAUAGCAGAAUCUGGUUCAAUGAGAGUAAUGUUUGGUUCUACCAGAGUAAAGUCUGAUUCUAUCAUAAUAAAGUCUUGUUCUAUCGCUGACGAGUCUGGUUCUAUCACAGUAGAUGUUGGUUCUAUCAUAGUAGAAUCUGGUUCAACGAGAGUAAUGUUUGGUUCUACCAGAGUAAAGUCUGAUUCUAUCAUAAUAAAGUCUGGCUGUAUCAAA